Xiphophorus couchianus (Monterrey platyfish) is the source of this 3612-nucleotide messenger RNA. Its product is annotated as venom phosphodiesterase 2. The transcript is spliced from 26 exons. The record is from RefSeq and is a predicted model, not a curated record. Lineage: Eukaryota; Metazoa; Chordata; Actinopteri; Cyprinodontiformes; Poeciliidae. Bases 111 to 3335 code for a protein of 1074 amino acids. Gene Ontology annotation, molecular function: metal ion binding; protein binding; nucleoside triphosphate diphosphatase activity. Gene Ontology annotation, biological process: nucleoside triphosphate catabolic process.
GAGGUCACUGCAUAGAUAUAUUUGUUGUCUUGCCUCCUCUCUCUUUCUGUCUGUUAUCUGUCUCUGUGUUUGAAUUGUAUGAAUAUAAAACUAGAAGAUCCAAUAUAGCCAUGGACUGGGUAUCCUGGUUACAGAAAAACAAGAAGAAAAUCAUAAUCGGGGUCUUGGCUGCAGCAAUUGUGACUUUAAUCCUUGGUCUUGGAUUGGGUCUUGGACUGGGUUUGCAGAAAGAUAAAGAUGAAGCCCAACAGUGGGAAUGUUCAAGAAAACGCUGUGGUGAAAAGAGGCUGGCGGAGAGCAAAUGUCACUGCGACAAUGAUUGUCUGUCUGCAGGAGAUUGCUGCUCCAACUACAAACACAUUUGUCAUGGUGAAACAGAGUGGGUAGAGGACCAAUGUGAUGACUUGUCAGCUCCCAAAUGUCCUGAAGGCUUUAAGCGACAGCCGCUGCUGCUAGUGUCUCUGGAUGGACUAAGAGCUGAAUACCUGCAGACAUGGAGAGAUCUUAUUCCUGUCAUGGACAAACUCAGAAGCUGUGGAACAUCAACUUCCUACAUGCAGGCAGCAUUUCCAAGCAAGACUUUUCCUAAUCACUACACAAUUGUUACGGGUCUGUAUCCAGAGUCCAACGGUCUGAUUGACAACAAUAUGUACGAUCCCGUGUUUAAUGCCUCGUUCAGCCUGAGCAAUGACGAGAAAAACAACCCAGCCUGGUACCUUGGACAACCUAUUUGGAACACGGCUACACAUCAAGGUCUGAAAUCUGGGACCUUUUUCUGGCCAGGAUCAGAUGUCAAAAUCAACGAAAGUUUCCCUGACAUCUACAAGCCUUAUGAUGGAGAUGUGCCGUUUGAAGAAAGAGUAUUUACAAUUCUGAAGUGGCUGCAGCUGCCAGAUAACAAAAGGCCUGAUUUCUACACACUCUAUCUGGAGGAACCUGAUAAAUCCGGGCACAGCUUUGGUCCCGUCAGUGCACAGAUAAGCACAGCAAUCCAGGGAGUGGAUAAAAUAAUGGGUCAGCUCAUGAAUGGCCUCAAGCAAAUUGACCUGCACCGCUGUCUCAACAUCAUUGUUGUUGCUGAUCAUGGUAUGGAGGAGAUCAGCUGUGACAGAAGGGAGGUGAUGAAGGAGCUGGUGGGAGAUAUCAGUAAUUAUUUUGUGAACGAGGGGCCAUUUGGACGCAUCAGAGCCAGGAAUGAAGACUUUGUGUUGGACUCUGCUGGACUUGUUGCUAAUAUGAGUUGCAAGAAGCCGGACCAGAAGAUCACACCGUACUUGAAGUCCAACCUACCAAAGCGGCUCCACUACGCUAACAGUCGACGUAUUGAAGAUGUCACUGUCCUUGUGGAGCCAAAAUGGCAGUUUGAGAGAUUUUCAGAAUCACUUUCAUUCUGCUCAGGUGGGAAUCAUGGCUAUGACAACGAUGUUGCGAGCAUGCAUGCAAUGUUUCUCAGCUACGGACCAAAGUUUCAGCAAAACACCACGAUUGAACCCUUUGCUAACAUUGAACUCUACAACUUAAUGUGUGACGUGCUAGAGAUCUCUCCAUAUGACAACAACGGGACACAUGGCAGCAUGAAUCAUGUUCUUAGGAAGACAUUUUACAACCCAACUCACCCUGCGGAACAAAGUGAGCCAACUCAGUGCCCAUUCAUCAGUCUAACUCCUGAAGAUGCCCUGGGAUGCAAAUGCCCAGACAUGACUGAGCAUGAACUUAACAGCCGUUUGAACUUGACUUUAGAGGAAAAAUCUGCUUCAGAAAGGAAGCACAUGAUGUUUGGUCGUCCCCAAAUGCUGCAGCCUGACAGCAGUUAUUGCAUCCUCCACCAAGAAGGAUUCAUCAGCGGCUACAGCCAUGAAGUCCUCAUGCCUCUCUGGAGCUCAUUCACCAUCGACAAACCUGUGAGUGUUUUGACCAACUUGGACCCAUUACCACCAGUAAUAUCCAACUGUUUGAGGGCUGAUGUGAGAUUGCCAGAACACCAGAGCCCCAGAUGUGAUCAGUUUGAAGCUGCUAUCCAUUUGACCCAUGCCUUCCUGUACCCACCUAAUCUGAAUAUAACCGUGCAACAGCAGUACGAUGCCUUAAUAAUGAGCAAUGUUGCCCCGAUGUACCCUGCAUUUAAGAGGAUUUGGGAUUACCUCCACAACACUUUGCUAAAGAAAUAUGCUUCCAUAUACAAUGGCAUUAAUGUGGUGACUGGACCAGUCUUUGAUUACAAUUAUGAUGGCCGAUAUGACACUACAGAGCAGAUACAGCAGUUUGUACCUGGGACCAACAUAUCUAUUCCCACACAUUACUUUGUGGUGUUAACAAGCUGCAAGAAUGCAGGAGAGCCAGUGAGCGCUUGUGGUGGGGAACUCCAGACUGUGUCUUUCCUCCUUCCCCACAGAGCUGACAACGAGGAAAGAUGCAAAAAUUAUUUAACCCUCUCAACGGAGCUGCUCAUCCUCCUCUCUGUGCGCUCCUGGCUGGUGCACGGCGCCACCUCCACGCUGACCUACAAAGUCACCGACCCGAUCACCGGCAACCCUCUGCAGUGUGACCGCUGCCCGCCGGGAACAUUUCUGCGCGCCAGCUGCUCCUCCAUCAAAAAGAGCGAGUGCGUUCCGUGUCCACAGGACUCCUUCACGGAGCUCUGGAACUACAUGGGGAGAUGUUUACGCUGCGGAGUCUGCGGGCGGAACCAGGUGGUUAAGAAGGAGUGCACCGCAAACAGCGAUUGUCAGUGCGAGUGUAAAGAGGGUUACUUCUACCAUCAGGACUACGACAUGUGCGUCCGACACAGCGAGUGUCCCUCUGGGCAGGGAGUGCUCACCAAAGGUACAGCCGAGAGAGACACAGUGUGCAGCGUCUGCUCUGAAGACACCUUCUCUGACAUUUCCUCCACCCAUCAUAACUGCACUCAGCACAAGAGCUGUAGCGAUGCAGGGCUGCAGUUAGUGCUGAGAGGAUCCUCCUGGCAUGACAGUGUGUGUGCAAACUGUCAACAGCUCAAAGAUGGAGCUGAAUACCUUAAAGAAAUCAUCCCAUCUUUUUUCAUUCACCACAAAAUGAACAUCAAACGGCUACGACGGAUUGUACUCAGGCUCCCAUCUGAGGACGGCAAGAAACCAAGAGAGUCCCUGGAGCUCAACUUCUCAGAACUCCAUUCACGCAUUUGCAGUUGGGUGUCAUCCGCCACAGCGGCACAAAUUCAGCAGCUUCCGGCCAUAGUGAAUAAAACAGGAGAAACUACUGCUAGUGAGAAACUACAGCACAAGCUCAACAGCAUUGAAACACAUCUGACAGAGCACUGUCAUUCCAAGAUCUACAGUAAUGUUAUCGAAAGUUAAUCCACAGCAAUUCGACCCAGAAAUAUGUACUGUACCACAUGCAGGACGAAAAGAUUCAAGGGGGCAUGAAAUUAUGUGUUUAAAACAACAACCAUCUCAAUAGUUUUUGUUUAAAAUUAUUGGAGAAAAGCCAAGAAAAUACAUAAAAAGCAGAAAACUGAAGAGUUUAAGUAUUUUAAAACAAACUGACACCCAUUAACACUUUUCUGACUUACCCCAUAUGCUGGUUUAAAUUUAUACAAAGAACAUUGAAGUAAAUGAAGUACUUAUAACUGUU